AACUCUCACUGACCUGGAUAUCGUUCUUCUUUUUUCACACUCACACACAUCAUCAUUGAGAACGUGAGUGAGUGGUUAGUUUCUCAGUAAUUAUUUAGUUAUUUAAAAGUCAAAAUGAGUGUCUGUUUAGUAGUUAUUGACGGAUGGGGACUGAGUGAUAAAACAAAAGGUAAUGCAAUUAAAAAUGCAGACACCCCAGUUAUGGAUUCGUUGUGUGAUCCAACUACUGGUCAGUUUGUGACAUUAGAUGCCUCUGGUCUUGCUGUUGGUCUUCCUGAAGGUUUAAUGGGAAACAGUGAGGUUGGACAUUUGACCAUUGGUGCUGGGAGAGUGAUUUAUCAGGAAAUUGUAAAAAUUGACUUGGCCAUCAAGAAAGGUGAAUUUGGACAGAAGAAGGCAUUUGUUGAUGCCUGCACAAGAGCUAUCCAGGGAAAUGGACGACUGCAUUUCCUAGGAUUGGUGAGUGAUGGUGGCGUUCAUUCACAUAUCAACCAUUUACUUGCCUUCCUGAAAGCAGCCAAAAGCCAUGGGGUGCCAAAAAGUUUUGUACAGUUCUUUGGAGAUGGGCGAGACACAAGCCCAGUGAGUGGAGUGAAAUAUUUGCAGCAGUUAUUAGAUUUCUUGAAACAAGAGGAUUAUGGUAGCUUAGCAACAGUUGUUGGGCGUUACUAUGCUAUGGAUCGGGACAAAAGGCAUGAGAGGAUUAAGCUUGCUUAUGAAGGGCUGGUUCAAGGAUUAGGAGAAGUUACGACUCCUGAAAAUGUUGUUGAGGUUGUAAAAGGUCGCUAUGCUGUGAAUGAGAAGGAUGAAUUUUUGAAGCCAAUUAUUGUCGAUCCUGAAGGUAGAAUUCAAGAUGGUGACACAUUAGUGUUCUUUGAUUUUCGUGCAGAUAGAAUGAGGCAAAUUGUUGAGGCAUUUGCUAUCCAGCAGCAUUUUGAGACGAGUGUUGUACCGAAGGACUUGCAAGUAGUUUGCAUGACCGAGUACAAGAGUGAUUUUGGUCUGCCGGUAAUCUAUCCCCCUACUUCAACGGUCAACGUCAUUGCAGAAUGGAUUGCAUCCAAGAAAAUGACACAGUAUCACUGCGCAGAAACCGAAAAAUAUGCUCAUGUCACUUUCUUUUUUAAUGGUGGUGUUGAAAAAAAGUUUGAAGGAGAAAAUCGUUGCCUUGUUCCAUCACCAAAGGUUGCGACCUAUGACCUGAAACCGGAGAUGAAUGUAAUGGGUGUUGCUGAAAAGAUGGUUGAGACUAUUGCUAGUGGGGAAUUCCCUUUUGUAAUGUGCAAUUUAGCUCCACCUGACAUGGUUGGACACACAGGUGUUUACGAUGCUGCAGUCAUAGCUUGUACAGAAACUGAUAAAGCCAUUGGUUUGAUGGUAGAAGCAUGCAAGAAACAUAAUUAUACAUUUUUGGUCACAGCAGACCAUGGUAACGCAGAGCUUAUGAUAGAUGAGGACGGCAACCCCAUCACAAAGCAUACAACUAACCGAGUGCCAUUUGCAAUGACCGGAGAUAAAAAAUUCAAGAACAUCACCCACAAUGCAUCACUAGCUGAUGUCGCACCAACUGUUCUAAGCCUGAUGGGGUUGGAUGUUCCAUCUGAAAUGACAGGACAAACUUUACUACAGAAGUAAUACUUACAAAAAAACAGCUUACACCCCUUUCCUAACGUUGAUUAGUACUGUAAUUUCAGCAGAGCAUAAAUUUAGUAAUUCAUAUCUUUAUUAUUUUUAUAGUAUAUGAUAAAUAUAUUUAUUCUGUGUGAAAAAACCUAACAUAUACAAAUUUAAUAUAAAAAUGUUGAUUUUAUCUGAUGUGUAUUCCAUUAAAAAUGAGUUAUAACUGUUUUACACUUCCUUCGUAGGAAUAUCGAUAGGCCUAUUAAUAUUUAUGAAAAUAAUUAUAUAAAUCAUAUUCAAUUUGUUGGAUGUAUGGAGGUACAUUAAUUGAUAUGAAUUUAAUGUUGUUUGAUGCAAUAUUAAUUUUAGAGAUACUGUAAUUGUUAUUUCUAGAUAAACAUAUCUGAAUUUCUCAUACUGUAUUUUUAGUAGAAAAAUGGGUGAAACUAUUUAUUUUGGCUUCCUUUAUCAAAAAAAAAAAUGUGGCUUACAUAGGAAUAUAGUGCUUAAUAUUCAUUUUCCUCAAAUUGGAAAGUUUUAUAUAAAAUAAUGUAGGACAACAUGUUUUUGAAGCCUGUCUACACUCAUCGUCAGCAAAAUGAAUAAUGAGACUGGAGAUCAGAAUUCUUUUAGUAACCCUGUUUUAACCAGUCGGGUAUCAAAUCUUUUGCCUUAUAUUUCACUUGGUGUUUUUGGGCAGGCACUUAUGCCAGUCUCUCCACACCUAGUAUAAGUGGGUACUUCUGUCAUUAAUAAUGUACUGCUUGCUAAAUGUGACAGAAAUCAAGAUAAGUUUGUCGCCCUCUAUUGGCCAAAUAAUUUUUGGCAGACCUUGCACUUUCAUGGCUAGGCCAAGGGCCUCCCACCUUGAAUGAAUGAGAUACAGUAAACUCUUUUGUCAACAUUAGUUAAAAAUAUUUGCUCUAACCAAUGACAAUAAAAUAACAAUAUUGUAAUAUUUAAA
Molecule: messenger RNA, 2584 nt
Organism: Anneissia japonica
Lineage: Eukaryota; Metazoa; Echinodermata; Crinoidea; Comatulida; Comatulidae
Product: 2,3-bisphosphoglycerate-independent phosphoglycerate mutase-like
Exons: 11
Coding region: 115-1635 (506 amino acids)
Biological process (GO): glucose catabolic process
Cellular component (GO): cytoplasm
Molecular function (GO): manganese ion binding
Source: RefSeq, a predicted model, not a curated record